GCUAAGUACGAGAAGGAAACCCAAGCUAUCUGUCUAUCAACUCACCUACUUCCACCUGUAUAAGACUUCCCGUUUCACCACACAUCCAAAAAAGGAUUUCCUAAGGAGACGAAACUAGCUUUGAGUUUCGUAGCCGGGCCCUAUUUCCUUCUCUCCAGCAUGUUUUCCCCGAGGACAAUAAGAAAAGAACCACUUCCGGCUGCGGAAUAUGGCGACACUCUCUAAGAGCCACCUUGGGGGCGGGGCUGUGCGACACUUCCGUCCGAUGUCAUCUGCUGCUGGUUGCAGGUAUGGGAUCUGUAGGACUGCUGCGGCUGCAUGGACUCUUCGCGGUCUACAAGCCCCCGGGUCUAAAAUGGAAGCACCUGAGGAACACCGUGGAGAUGCAGCUUUUGAAGGGUCUCAACGAUGGGAAGCCUCCUGCCGCUGAACAGCGUGUUCGCUUCCUUCUGGGCCCGGUGGAAGGCAGCCAGGAGGAGUUGACCCUCACUGCCACCAGUGCGCCCACCCUGGCCAACCAUCCCCUCGUACGUGGGCCAGCAUUCACCAGCCUGAAGGUCGGUGUGGGACACCUUCUGGAUAUCCAGUCUUCUGGGGUGCUUGUGCUCGGCGUGGGACAUGGCUGCAGGCUUCUGACCGACAUGUAUGAUGCUCAUCUCACCAAGGAUUACACAGUACGUGGCCUCCUGGGCAAAGCCACAGAUGACUUCUGUGAGGAUGGGCGGCUGGUGGAGAAAACAACCUAUGAUCAUGUGACCAGGGAGAAGCUGGACCGGAUCCUGUCUGUGAUCCAAGGCUCCCAUCAGAAGGCUCUGGUGAUGUACUCCAACCUCAACCUGAAGACUCAGGAGGCUUAUGAGAUGGCUGUAAGAGGCUUGGUCCGGCCCAUGAACAAGUCUCCAAUGCUGAUAACUGGUAUCAGAUGCCUCCACUUUGCGCCUCCGGAAUUCCUCUUAGAGGUUCAAUGCAUACACGAGACGCAGAAGCAGCUGCGGAAGCUAGUACAUGAAAUCGGCCUGGAGCUAAAGACCACUGCUGUCUGUUCCCAAGUGCGGCGCACACGUGAUGGCUUCUUCACACUGGAUGAUGCCCUCCUGAGGACCCAGUGGGACCUACACAGCAUCCAGGAUGCCAUCCAGGCUUCAGCCCCCAGGGUGGCAGCAGAGCUGGAGAAGAACUUAAGGCCAUUGUUGGGCACCCAGCAGCUCCCGGGUCCAGGCCAACCCUGGGACUCUGCAGAGCCAAGCUCUGCCUUGGGGCUGGAGAGCUGCACAGGGCAUUAAAAGGCUGGGCAGCUGGUGAGGCAGUGGGUGGCAGAAGGAUAAGAGCUAUUCAUGAACCAGAACUAAUGACUAUACAAAAAGUAAACGAGAAUAGGGGAAACUUUUCUACAUGAAGCAUAAAACUCUGAAGCUGUAAGAGAAAAGAUUGACAAGCUUGACCCAAUUGUAAAGGAAAAACUUCUGUGUAGACAAAAACACUGUAAAUAAAUGACACACUGGGAAAAAUA
Messenger RNA from Choloepus didactylus (southern two-toed sloth), 1510 nucleotides. RefSeq names its product TruB pseudouridine synthase family member 2 (gene TRUB2). The coding region runs from base 291 to 1283 and encodes 330 amino acids. The record is from RefSeq and is a predicted model, not a curated record. Lineage: Eukaryota; Metazoa; Chordata; Mammalia; Pilosa; Megalonychidae. Gene Ontology annotation, biological process: RNA processing; pseudouridine synthesis. The transcript has 8 exons. Gene Ontology annotation, molecular function: pseudouridine synthase activity; RNA binding.